UUCAGGUUUCGACUUUACGACGCCGUAAAUCAUUCUCUUGCAUUUCUAAUUUCUAACAGACCCGAAAAAGACACCCUCGCAGCUCGCUGACACAGAGAGAUGAAGAAACCGGCAGGAUCGGAGAAGAAGAGGGUCCGGCGAUCCUCCGGUUUGGCAUCCAACGGUUCUAAUCCCGCCGCCGAUAUACCUUCUAAGAAACAAGCUACAAAGAAGGAUGUUUUUCAGUCAUUUGCUGAGAAAGUAAGAGAUCACAAGGACUUGGAGUCUAGAUGGGCUGUCCUACAGGAAACUCGAGUUGAGUAUUUUAGAGGAAAGGAUUUUGUAAGCUUUAUGCGAAAUCAUCCAGAGCUUAAAGACGUACUAGAUUCAGAUAAAAAUUUGGAAACUGAAGAUAUUGCCGAUGCUCUUCUUAGAAGAAAUCUUCUACUGCGUUGUGACCGUGUAGUAAAAACUGUUCGACCUGGGAAGAGAAAGUUGUCUACUUGGCCUGCACACUUGGAGAUAUACCAUGAUCAAGUGUUUUCUGAAAAUGAUGCCUUUUUUGCAUGGACAUUUGUGAGACGAAGGCCUCUCUGGCAAACACUUCUCUCAUUUUCUUGGCCAGUUCUGACACUAGCAAUCUGCUUAUUUCCUGUGUAUCCCCAUCGGUGCAAGCUGCUUAUACUUUACUCGUGCGCGGGUCUCCUCCUUCUCAUACUUAGCCUUCUUUUGUUGAGAGCUCUAGUUUUUGGUACUAUAUGGAUUCUUCUUGGGAAGCGUGUCUGGAUUUUCCCCAACAUCCUAGCUGAGGAAGCAACUCUUGAAGAUCUAUUCCAGUUUUGGCCCAAGAAGGACGAGGAGGAGCCACCUAAGUGGACUGCAAGGCUUUUCUAUGCAAUUGUAGCUGUGCUUGUUAUAUUGCUUCUGAGGCAUCAUGCUCCUAAUGAGGCUGCAAGAGCCAGGUAUCACAAGCGGGUUUCCAAUAUUAUUGAUGAUGUGCUUGAGUGGUCUCCAAGACUGGCUUUAUCAGGAAUGAUGGAAAAGCAAGGCGUGGACCCUAAUGUAACCGAAGGUAGCAAAGGAAGUCCUGAAAAGGUGGAUCCCCUUGAUGACAUUGAUGUUGAUAGAGAUACAAACCUUAACCAAGAUGAGGAUGUCGAAAAUGCAGGAGAUGGUGAUCAUGAUGAGUCGUUGUAAGUGAUGAGUGUUCUUAGUAAGCUAAGCUGACGGAUUAAGGUUUUUCUCUCCUUGGCUUCAUUUAGUUUUUCUAUAUAUAUAUAUAUAUAUUGUUGACCUGUAGAACUUUUGUAACAAGAUUGAGAUGAUGAGAAUAAAUGAUCAAUUGAAAUUCUAAUAGAAUGCUUUCAUUUCAUUC
Ipomoea triloba (trilobed morning glory) is the source of this 1354-nucleotide messenger RNA. RefSeq names its product translocation protein SEC62-like. NCBI's taxonomy places the organism in Eukaryota, Viridiplantae, Streptophyta, Magnoliopsida, Solanales, Convolvulaceae. The coding region runs from base 100 to 1176 and encodes 358 amino acids. Gene Ontology annotation, cellular component: endoplasmic reticulum; endoplasmic reticulum membrane. The record is from RefSeq and is a predicted model, not a curated record. The transcript is spliced from 5 exons. Gene Ontology annotation, biological process: post-translational protein targeting to membrane, translocation.